AUGUCGACGACGGCGAAUACUAACGCGACGACUGCGCCGAAGCGUAAACCAGUGUUUGUGAAGGUGGAUCAGCUCAAACCAGGAACCAGCGGCCAUACUCUGAUCGUCAAAGUCCUUGAAUCGAAUCCCGUUAAACCGGCGAUUCGUAAAAGUUCGUUGACGCAGCAGCCAAUUUCAUCUCCUCGUAUCGCUGAGUGCCUAAUUGGUGACGAUACUGGAUGCAUUCUUUUCACCGCUCGCAACGACCAAGUUGAUCUAAUGAAGACUGGAGCAACAGUUAUACUGAGGAAUGCGAAGAUCGACUUGUUCAAGGACACUAUGAGAAUGGCUGUUGACAGAUGGGGACGCAUUGAAAUAACCGGUCCUGUUUCGUUCGAGGUUAACCGGGCCAACAAUCUCUCUCUGGUCGAGUAUGAAGUAAUUACUGCUUAA
Arabidopsis thaliana (thale cress) is the source of this 432-nucleotide messenger RNA. RefSeq names its product Nucleic acid-binding, OB-fold-like protein. Lineage: Eukaryota; Viridiplantae; Streptophyta; Magnoliopsida; Brassicales; Brassicaceae. Bases 1 to 432 code for a protein of 143 amino acids. The record is from RefSeq and is marked reviewed. The transcript is spliced from 2 exons.